Molecule: messenger RNA, 933 nt
Organism: Acanthisitta chloris (rifleman)
Lineage: Eukaryota; Metazoa; Chordata; Aves; Passeriformes; Acanthisittidae
Product: alpha-(1,3)-fucosyltransferase 10
Exons: 2
Cellular component (GO): membrane
Molecular function (GO): alpha-(1->3)-fucosyltransferase activity
Source: RefSeq, a predicted model, not a curated record
AUGAUAGAUAAGAGCAGGAUAAACACUCUUUGGUUCUGUCUAGGUACUGACUUCAGUAUAGACAGCUUACCCCUCCCUCGUAAAGACCAUCAUGAUUGGGCCCUUUUCCAUGAGGAGUCACCAAAAAACAACUACAAACUCUUCCAUGAAGCAACCAUCACCUUAUUCAAUCACACUGCAACAUUUAGCCGCCACUCUCACCUACCACUGACCACUCAGUACCUUGAGGGUGUAGAUGUUCUGAAGUCAUUGAGGUUCAUGAUCCCACUGCAGAUGAAAAACAGCCUGAGGAAGAGGCUUGCACCACUUGUAUACGUGCAGUCUGACUGCAACCCCCCUUCUGAUCGGGACAGCUAUGUGCAUGAGCUGAUGUGCCACAUUGAAGUAGACUCCUACGGGGAAUGUCUGCAUAAUAGAGACCUUCCUCAACAUCUCAGAAAUCCAGCUGCCAUGGAUGAUGAGAACUUUUUAAAAAUACUGGCACAGUACAAGUUCAUUCUUGCUUUUGAAAAUGCUAUUUGUGAAGAUUACAUCACUGAAAAACUCUGGCGGCCGCUGAAGUUGGGAGUGGUACCAGUGUACUUUGGGUCUCCCAGCAUUGUAGACUGGCUUCCUAGUAACAAGAGUGCAAUCCUGGUAUCCAGUUUCUCGCAUCCUCGGGAGCUGGCCCACUACAUCAAAACACUGGAUACAAAUGAUGAAGAAUAUGAGUCCUACCUACAAUGGAAACUGAAAGGGGACAUUUCCAACCCAAGGCUGCUUACAGCAAUGAAGGAACGCAAGUGGGGAGUGCAAGAUAUCACCCAGGACAAUUACAUUGACAUUUUUGAGUGCAUGGUGUGUAACAGAGUGUGGGAAAACAUCAGACGGAAAGAAAAGGGAUGGCUGCCCCAGAGGUGGGAGGCUCAGGUUAACCAUCUGAGCUGCCCUGAA